AUGAUUUUCGCGGCGGCGAUAACCGCGAUUGCUUUGAUUUCGUUACCAGCGGCGGUUGAAUCGCAGACAACGUGCGUGAGCAAGCUAGUCCCCUGUUUCGAUGCCUUGAAAACGACGACGACUCCAUCGAAAGAAUGUUGCGAUUCGAUCAAAGAAGCGGUGAAGGAUGAGCUUCCUUGUCUCUGUACCGUCUACAAAACUCCUGGUUUACUCGCUCAAUUCAACGUCACGACCACUCAAGCUCUAAGUAUCAGUGCUCGAUGUGGAGUUAAUACUGAUCUCUCUGCUUGUCCUUCCGGUUCUGGAACUCCAUCGCCAAAAGCUUCUUUAUCUCCUCCAGCAGGUGGAAGUAAAGGAAAUGACGCCGGAGCUGGAAACAAGCUCGUCGGUUAUGGAAUCACCACCGUGAUCUUGUCUUUGGUUUCGACCAUCUUCUUCUGA
Arabis nemorensis is the source of this 441-nucleotide messenger RNA. NCBI's taxonomy places the organism in Eukaryota, Viridiplantae, Streptophyta, Magnoliopsida, Brassicales, Brassicaceae. The record is from the annotation of a GenBank genome assembly.